Cyclospora cayetanensis is the source of this 810-nucleotide messenger RNA. RefSeq names its product phosducin-like protein 3. The coding region runs from base 1 to 810 and encodes 269 amino acids. Gene Ontology annotation, cellular component: cytoplasm. NCBI's taxonomy places the organism in Eukaryota, Apicomplexa, Conoidasida, Eucoccidiorida, Eimeriidae. The record is from RefSeq and is a predicted model, not a curated record. Gene Ontology annotation, biological process: protein folding. The transcript has 3 exons.
AUGUCUACGACUAACCCAGACCAAAUUGAGACAGAAUGGGACCAGCUCCAGCGUAAAUACGGCAAUCUUCCUCCCAAACCUCCUAGAGAGACAGAAGAUCAGAAAACCAAGGAACUCGUCAAUGCCCUCGAGGAGGUAGAUACACUUGAAGGCAAAACACUGGAUCAGCUAGAUGCCCUUGAAGAUGAAUUAGACGAAGAUACACUCACAAAAUACAGAAACAAACGGAUAGAAGAGAUGAAGAGGCAGCAGCGAAGAAACAGGUUUGGCGAGCUAUUACACCUAGGGAAGGACGACUUUCUGACCGAGGUGACAAAAGCAUCCGCAGUCGACCCGGAUGCCCAAGAAACAUCAGAAUCAGCAGGUUCCUCUAGUCAGCAUGAGCAACUGGAGCAACAAAAUUGCGGGACCUGGGUGGUAUUGCACCUGUACCAGGAAAGUGCUUCCCCUUGCGUGCUGAUCAAUCGUUGUUUGGCAACUUUGGCGGCAAACUACAAAGAAGUGAAGUUCAUGAAGGCGAUAAGCACCGAUGUCGUGCCUGACUACCCCAACAGUAGGCUUCCGACUGUUCUUCUAUAUUUUGGAGGAACCUGUAAAAAGCAAAUCGUUGGAGUGGAUGAAUGGGGAGGCAAAGACAUCAACAAGAAUACCAUUGAACGAGCCCUGAAACGCUUUGGCGUGCUGCGGAGAGAAGGGGAAAUGGCGCAGUCCGAUAAUUCAAGUGAUGAGUCCGACGAAGAGAAAGAAAGAAUAAGAGGCAAAGGGUAUUCAUCUAUGCGUCUGGACAAUCUUCUGAGCAGACGGCUCUGA